AUGCCCUCCGACUUGGAGCAGCUGCUCGACAUGGGCUUCGAAAAGGCCCGCGCCGAGGUUGCCGUCAAGAAGACGGGCGGUCUACAGGGCGCGCUCCAGUGGCUCGAGGAUAACCAGGACAAGCCGCUGGAUGAGAUUCAGGCCGUCGAGGCAAACGACGAGGACGAAGACGAGGCUGAGACCAAGGCCAAGAUUGCGGAGCUCGAGACGGGCCAGGCUCGCUCGCUAAUCUGCAACGAGUGUGGCAAACGCUUCCGCACCCCCGACCUGGCCAGCUACCAUGCCACGAAGACAGAACAUACCGACUUUUCAGAAUCGACCGAGGAAAUCGCCCCUCUGACUGACGCAGAGAAGCAGACAAGGCUCGAGGAGCUGCGGGAGCGGCUCAAGGCCAAGAAGGCCGCACAGUCCGUCCAGGACAAGGAAGAGCAGAAGCGCAACGAGAAAAUCCGCCAAAAAGCCACCAAAGAGUCUCAAGAGGCCAAGGAAGAGGUUCAACGCAAAGAGCAGAUCAAGGAGGCCGCCCGGAAGCGCCAGGAAAAGCAGGAAGACAUCGAGGCCAAGAAGCGCAUCAAGGCCAAGAUCGAGGCUGACAAGGCCGAGCGUCGCCGCAAGGCAGAAGAGGCCAAGGCCGCCCGCGAAGGCAGGGCCCCCGAGGCUCAAUCACCCGCCUCCCAGCCGGCAGUCGCGGCGCCCCUCAAGCCCAAGAGCGACCGCAACGAGGCCCGAUUGAGGCUCCAAACCGGCUCCGGCAACCUGACCAAGACAUUGCCGGCCGAGACGACCCUGUUUGAGCUGGCGCAGCUGGUGCAGGGCGAGACGGGCAAGGCCGUGUCGAGCUUCUCCACCACCUUUCCCAAGCAGACGUUUGAGGGGGAUCUAGACAUGUCCAAAACGCUCAAGGAGGCCGGGCUGGUUCCCUCGUCGGUACUCAUAGUCAAGUAG
Hirsutella rhossiliensis is the source of this 945-nucleotide messenger RNA. Its product is annotated as UBX domain-containing protein. Lineage: Eukaryota; Fungi; Ascomycota; Sordariomycetes; Hypocreales; Ophiocordycipitaceae. The transcript is spliced from 4 exons. The record is from RefSeq and is a predicted model, not a curated record. Gene Ontology annotation, molecular function: protein binding. Bases 1 to 945 code for a protein of 314 amino acids.